Molecule: messenger RNA, 2910 nt
Organism: Ananas comosus (pineapple)
Lineage: Eukaryota; Viridiplantae; Streptophyta; Magnoliopsida; Poales; Bromeliaceae
Product: zinc finger CCCH domain-containing protein 13-like
Exons: 12
Coding region: 257-2641 (794 amino acids)
Source: RefSeq, a predicted model, not a curated record
CUUCUCUCUUAUUUCUCCUCCAUUCUACGCUUCUUUCUAAGCUCUCUCUCUCUCUCUCUCUCUCUCUCUCUCUCUAGAGAGAGAGCUCGCGAUCGCCCUCCCCCUCCGCGAGUUCGACAUUUGCGGAAAACUACUAAUCCUAGAGUUUCUCCAAGGAAGAGGUCCUCAACAGAUGUUUACUGGAGUUUGGUCUUUCCUUAUUUCUGCUCAAUUUUCUGAGUUUGCGAUAGGUCCUACUGUUGAUUUCUGAAUCAGUAUGAGUGGUGCUCCAAAGAGGUUACAAGAAGAGGGAGGUCAUUCUACACCUCUGAAACGGCCGCAUGAAGAGUCCAGCAUAUAUUCCAGUCCUUCUGGAAAGUUGAUCCCACCGGUUGGAAGUGAAUUCCACUUGCCGUUAGAACACGGACUUGAUGGCAGAUUCGCAAAAGUCCAGCGGGUUGAGUCUCGUGAUGAUAAGAGACCAUCUUUACUGCACCGGAUACCUUCAGCUUCUAUCAACUCUUUAGACCAUGCUAUUUCAUCUGAUAGAAACAAUAAAGAUGCUCGGGAUACUAAGACUGCUGAUAAAGAGAGUAAAUCUGAGAUUAGGGAUUUGUAUAAUGACACAAAAAUGGGUCCUCAAAACAAUAAGGUUGAGAAUGAUGUAAGAUUAGAUGGUAGGGGAGAUGAAAAUGAACCCAAACAUGACAAAAGAUCUCUCUUUGACUACAAAGUUGAUAUCAGAUUUGAAAAAGAUAGUCACCGAUCUAUAAGUCCUCACUUGAACUGGAAAGAUAGUAAAGAACAUCUUAGGGGUAAAAUAGAGUCAUGGCAUCUUACCAGGCCUAGUUUACAUAAGACACAUGAAGCUCCCAUCGAUCUCUCAACCACGGAAGAACAAAGGGAUACUCACGAAACUCUUGGUGAGAACAAGGUUGAUCUUAGAGGUGAAGAGAAAUUCAGAGAUAAGGAUAGAAAAAGGAAGGAUGAAAAGCACAGAGAUUUUGGGGAUAAAGAUAAGGAUAGGAUUGAUAGACGAACCAAUACACAAUAUUCAAGUGCUAGUAUUGAACACAAAGACCUACAGAGAGAAGACAAAGACGUUGAAAGGUUGGAGAGGGAAAGAAAGGACUCUCAGAGAGACAAGGAACGGAUUGAGAGGGAGAAGGAUUCUAUUAAGAGAGAAUCAUCAAAUGUUGCAAGUGAAAAGGAGAAUUUUCACAUCGAGAAGGAGAUUACUGAUGGAUUUGCCAAAAAUUCCGAGCAUGAAAACACGCUAGAAUAUAAGAAACUCAAAGAUGAUCUGUUGAAAGCUCAUGAUAGGGAUUAUAAAGACAAAAAACGAGAAAGGGAUGUAGAUGUAGGUGAUAGUCAUGAACAACGUAGUAAAUAUAAUGACAAGGAACCAGAUGAUGGCUGUGCAGAAGGGGAUAAAGAGAAAGACAAGGAAGUUCUGGUUGGUGUUCAACAGCAUAGGAGGAUGCUGCGAUCAAGGGGCACUCCUCAAGCGUCUCAGAGAGAACCUCGUUUUCGGUCUAGAAUGCGGAGUAAUGAUGGAUCUCAAGGUAAAGGUGAGGUAUCUGCAAUCGUUUAUAAAGCUGGUGAAUGCAUGCAAGAAUUGUUGAAAUCUUGGAAAGAAUUUGAAGCAUCCCAAGAUCCUAAAAAUAUCGAAAGCUUACAGAAUGGUCCAACUUUGGAAAUCCGUGUACCCGCCGAGUAUGUUACUUCCACCAAUCGCCAAAAUCAUCUUGGGCAGGUCAAAGGGGCCCAGCUGUGGGGAACAGAUGUAUACACAAACGAUUCUGAUCUUGUUGCUGUACUUAUGCAUACUGGUUAUUGCUGCCCAACAUCAUUGCCUCCACCAUCUGCCAUUCAAGAGUUACACGCAACAGUUCGAGUUUUGCCACCACAAGAUUGCUACACCUCAACAUUAAGAAACAAUGUUCGCUCACGUGCUUGGGGGGCAGGGAUUGGAUGUAGUUUUUGCAUUGAGCGAUGCUGCAUUGUGAAGCAGAAAGGUGGUGGGACUGUUGAACUUGAACCUCAUCUUACGCAUACAUCAGCAAUGGAACCAACUCUAGCACCUGUGUCAGUUGAACGCACAGUGACAACAAGAGCUGCAGCUUCUAAUGCACUGCGGCAACAAAGGUUUGUCCGUGAAGUCACAAUUCAGUAUAAUCUUUGCAAUGAGCCAUGGCUGAAGUACUGUAUAAGCAUUGUUGCUGAUAAGGGGCUAAAGAAACCUCUUUAUACUUCAGCACGACUGAAGAAGGGGGAAGUUUUAUACUUGGAGACACAUUUUAAUAGAUAUGAGCUAUGCUUUAAUGGUGAAAAGGCUGCCUGUAAUGGAACAAUCUCUAGUUCCUCACAGGCAGCAGACGGAGAAAAGGAGAAGAUUCAAAACAACAGUUCGCAUAACCAAAAUGGGGAGAGAAAUUGGACCGACCGCGAAGAGCUUGUAGAUGUUUUUCGGUGGUCUCGUUGUAAGAAGGCCAUGCCCGAGAAAUUCAUGCGUUCUAUUGGAAUCCCUUUGCCUGUGGAACAUUUGGAGGUAUUGGAGGCGAAUUUGGAUUGGGAAGAUGUACAAUGGUCGCAAACCGGUGUCUGGGUGGCGGGAAAGGAGUAUGCCCUAGCGCGAGUUCAUUUCUGCUCUCUGAAAUAGUACUCCACCAUGCUUGGGUGCUUAUAUAUGAUCUAAUGUAAAGUACAUGUAUUCAUGUGUAUAAUUAUAAUGCCUUAUCUGUGAGACGUGAAUCUAACUCAUGUAAUCUCCAGGUCUAAUAUCUUAAUUUAGCUAUUUAGUACCAGAUCCCAAAGAUGUAUUUUUUUUCUUUUUCUUUGUCAUUAAUCAAUCAGGUUGAAUGUGGUUUAUACACUUCUGUAGAACGUUUUACAUUGUGUAGUAAUAGACGGUCAUAAUUUUGUUGUUAA